Eruca vesicaria subsp. sativa (arugula) is the source of this 2154-nucleotide messenger RNA. The record is from the annotation of a GenBank genome assembly. NCBI's taxonomy places the organism in Eukaryota, Viridiplantae, Streptophyta, Magnoliopsida, Brassicales, Brassicaceae.
AUGGCGGAAAAGGUAGAAGUAUCUGUUACAGAAGGAGAAAGCACGAUUGAAGAAAGAGACAGAGAAGCUAUGAGGGAAUUUGAGGAGGGACUCGAUCAACCCAUGGAUGAAGAAGCUGAUAUGCUCAAGGACAUGCACAGAGAAAAGGGCUUGUCAGUGUGGAUGUUACUGAGACUAUCAUUCCAAAGUCUAGGGAUAGUUUACGGCGAUCUAGGGACUUCUCCAUUAUAUGUGUUCUACAAUACAUUCCCUGAUGGAAUUGAUGAUAGUGAAGAUGUGAUCGGAGCUCUUUCUUUGAUCAUUUACUCUCUUCUGCUUAUACCUCUCAUCAAGUAUGUGUUCAUUGUCUGCAAAGCUAAUGACAAUGGUCAAGGUGGGACUUUAGCUAUAUACUCAUUGCUUUGUAGACAUGCUAACGUGAAUCUCAUCCCGAAUCAGCAACGCAGCGAUGAGGAUCUCACGACUUAUAGUCGAACUUUAGUCGCUGAAGGAUCUUUUGCUGCUAAGACAAAGAAGUGGUUGGAGAGUAGACAUUCAAAGAAGAGAGCCCUUCUUGUCAUUGUUCUUCUAGGGACGUGUAUGAUGAUAGGUGAUGGUAUCUUAACCCCAGCCAUCUCCGUUCUUUCAGCCACUGGUGGGAUCAGAGUCAACAAUCCAAAGAUGAGCAGCGACAUCGUUGUGCUUGUGUCUGUCAUCCUUUUAAUUGGACUGUUCAGUAUGCAACACUAUGGUACAGACAAAGUGGGUUGGCUGUUUGCGCCUAUUGUCCUUAUUUGGUUCCUCUUCAUUGGAGCCACUGGCAUAUACAACAUAUGCAAACACGAUACAAGCGUUUUAAAAGCGUUUUCGCCAACAUAUGUAUACUGGUACUUCAAACGACGAGGACGACAUGGUUGGAUUUCGCUAGGUGGCAUUCUUCUCAGCAUAACAGGCACGGAGGCACUAUAUGCGGACAUUUCUUAUUUUCCUUUACUAGCGAUACAGCUCGCUUUUACACUUUUUGUGUUCCCUUGUCUUCUUCUAGCAUAUUGCGGGCAAGCGGCAUAUCUUGUGACCCACAAGGAACAUUAUAAAGACGCCUUCUAUGCAUCUAUCCCUGGAACUGCGGUUGUGGUUGUGAUGCUUGUGACCACAUUACUGAUGGUGUUGACCAUGCUUCUCGUGUGGCGGCUCCACUGGAUCGUUGUCCUUGUAUUCGCCAUUCUCUCCCUUGUGGUUGAAUUGUCCUACUUCUCGGCUGUGCUCCUAAAGAUAAAUGAAGGAGGAUGGGUUCCACUCAUCAUAGCAGCGAUCUGUCUUUUGGUAAUGUUUGUUUGGAAUUACGUAACAGUCAAGAAAUAUGAGUUUGAAGUGCACAGUAAAGUUUCCAUGAGUUGGAUCCUCGGUCUCGGUCCCAGCCUUGGUCUUGUACGUGUCCCUGGGAUAGGGUUGGUACACACGGAACUAGCGAGUGGUGUCCCUCACAUCUUCUCUCAUUUCAUCACUAACCUCCCAGCGACUCACUCUGUUGUAGUCUUUGUAUGCGUCAAGAACCUCCCCGUCUACACUGUUCCUGAAGAAGAGAGGUUUCUUGUGAAGAGAAUCGGACCGAAGACAUUCCGAAUGUUCCGCUGCGUAGCCAGGUAUGGUUACAAAGAUCUACACCGGAAAGACGACAAUUUCGAAAACAAACUGUUGGAUAGCCUAUUCUCUUUCAUCCAAACGGAAAAAAUGAUGGAGUCAUAUUCAAACUAUAGCAACAGCGCGUAUUCCCUCAACCAUACACAAGUGUCCAGAGAGGAAUUGAUCUGUAACAACAACAAUAACAACAAGGUUGUGUUCUCAUCGAUGUUCGACUACCCGGUAUCAACUCUAGACACGUUAGUUUCAGCUGAUUCACCGCCUAGUUCAAUGAGUUUCAGUCAGAACUACAUAGUGGAGGAAGAGGAGGAGGGGGAGGAUGAGUUGGAGUUUUUAAAGACUUGUAAAGAGUCAGGGGUUGUCCAUAUCAUGGGAAACACCGUGGUGAAGGCAAGAAAAGGAUCAUUGCUUCCAAAGAAGAUAGCCAUUAAUUAUGUUUAUCGGUUUCUUGCUAAGAUGUGUAGGGCGAAUAGUGCUAUCUUACAUGUUCCUCAUGAAACCCUUUUAAACGUUGGACAAGUCUAUUAUGUUUAG